CUGGCGCGCCACGGUCAAAAAUGGCGGCGGCCGUUAGCGCCGGGUGGCUUUUGUAAUUCCACGGCUCUACGCUUCCCGUGCAAAAUGUGAAAGGCGAAAAGGCUGGUGGAGGGGGUCCUAGGCAAUGAGUCGGCGAAGAAAGCUUGGGGACAGCCCUGGCCCGAAGAACACGCCGCGCCAAGCGGCGGCGGCUGAGGAAUGCAGCUCGGUGGUCGAGUCCGGGAAGAGGCGGCUGCGGUCGGCCCGGGGAUCGGGGCUCCGCGGGGCCGGAGGAGAGGGGCCUCUCCCGCCCGUGCCGCAGCCAGAGCAGCCUUCAGUAGCCGCUUCCUGCGGAAAGUAUGAAACACCAAAGAGAGUGCUGAAAAUGGAGUUGUUGUCAUCUACCUUCAAUUCUCCUAAUGAUCCAGAUGGCCUAAAUGAUAUAUUUUGGGAUCAGAAUUCUCCAAUGACCAAACAGUUAGGUAAAGGAAGGAAAAAAAAGAUUUACAACACAGAUAGUGAUGAGAUCUCACAUAUUGUUAAUUGUAUUGCUCCUCAGGAUGAAAAACCAACAACAGACUCCAUGCUGGGCGUGUGGAUUGGUGAAACUGCUAUUCCUUGUACUCCUCAUGUAGCGAAAGGAAAAUCAAGAGCAAAAGUCAGCUGCACAAAGUUAAAAACACAAAAUCAAGAGGAAGAACUUAUGAAAUUGGCUAAGCAAUUUGAUAAAAAUAUGGAAGAGCUAGAUGUGAUUCAAGAGCAAAACAAGAGAAAUCAUGAUUUUAUCCAGAUGAUUUCGGAAGCAGAGACUUUAAAUAAUUAUAAAGAUAAUGUACAGAUGCAGUUAUUACAUGAGAUAGUUCCUGAAAUAGAUAAUGGUAUAAUAAAGAAGCCAAUGAAAGAAAGCACCAAUGUAUCUGUGGUAAAUGAUCAAUAUCACAGUCAGAAGCCAUUUGACCAAAAUGCUGAAGCAGCUUUUAAUGCCAUUUUUGAUGGUUCUACUCAGAAGUGUAGUGGACAGUUAAGCCAAGAUCUGUCAGAUGCCUUAUGGAGCACUGUUAAUACUACCUUUGGAAAGAAAAGUGCUUUGAAAGAGGAGAAAAUCAUUAGUAAUGAAACUCAAGUUACUGAAAAACUACGAAACAAAUCCCCAACAUCACUUUCUCAUCAAAUAGAUACUCCUGGAAUGACAAAAUCAUAUGUGACUUCCAGUACUAAGGAGCCAGAAGCUUUUAAUAAGCACACGGAUGUAUUUACUACUGGUGAUUUUGAGGACGAAUGGGAAAACUUACUAAAUAAUGAACCUUUUGUUACACAAAAUGUAGAAAGAUCUGAACUUUUUUCUGCUCCUGAAACAGUCCAGAGGGUUGAUCAAAAAGACAUUUGUAUAUUUAAUAGUAAAAAUGGUAAAAGUAACUCAAGAAUGAAUAUAAGUCUAGAUGCUGAGUUUAGAGAUUCAAAAAUUGUAGAUGUUUCUUCAAACAUACAUACCAAUGAAUUAAUAGAUGCUAGAAAAUACAGAUUUUUACCAAAUUCAAAUGGUAAACCAAACAAAUUACAAUCCAUUGGAAAUAAAGUGAAAUUUGAGAAAUCUUUUAAUAAAAUCAUUCAAGGCAAAACUCAAGAUAGUGCAGUUGCAUCCGAUCCGACAAAAGUAAAAGAAGUUAUUCAAACUAAAUUUAUUUCUAAUGUAAAUACUUCUCAAAAAAAGUCUACUUUGAACACAGGAUAUUCUAAUGAACAGAAAAAUAAGUCAAUUUUUAAUCAGUCAUUUAAGACGCCUGCUAAUAUAGUUCCUUUUGACUCUGCUGCUUUGGACAUUGCAGAUCAGACUAAUGGAUCAAAUACGGAUUCUUUCUCUGAUGAUUGGAAUGACCCAUCAUUUGCCAAUGAAAUUGUGAAAGCAUGUCAUCAAUUAGAGAAUACCUGGGAAGAUGAUGAUGUAGAGGAUGACCUAUUAUACCAAGCAUGUGAUGAUAUUGAAAGACUAACUCAGCAGCAAGACAUGAGAAAGGACAACAAGACAUCAGAAAGUAUACUUGACAUUAAUAAUAGUUCCAAACAUGGAGCCAAAAACACAUUUACUACAUCUAAACAAGGAAGUCAGUUGGUGCAAUCAACGUAUUUGAAUCUGAGUGAUAUUUCAGCACAGUCAUCAUCGACUGGUAGCUCACAAAUAAAUAAAUCAGUGAAGAUGCAGAAAGGGGAAAUUUGUGGAAAUUCUCCAAGUUUUAUAGGUGCGACAACAAAUUUGACUAUAUACUCUAAGAACUCAAGUUGUCUUAUCAAUAAUUUGCCUGUCUCUUGGAGUAAUACUGGUGUUCCAGUAGAAGUGAAUAGUUCCAAAUCGGUUCUUAUAAGAAGUUCAAGUUUGAAUGUGAAUUCAGAUCAUAUGAGUACAGAAAUAGCUACUUAUAAGAAGAAAUUGAAUAGUCGGCCUCUGUUCCAUGGGACCAUAACAGAUGAAGCUCAGAAUGAUCUUAACAGAACAGUUAAGUUUUCUAAGUACAGGUUUACAAAGAUCAAAAAUUCUCAGAUUCUUUCCCAGAUUAAUCAAAAUUGUAUACCAGAAAGCAUCUCUGAUUCCAAAAUUACACAGAGUUUGGAGAAAAACAAAAUUCCUGUCAACUCAUUAUGUGGGAAGGCUGUUCAACAGCAAUCUUUGAUGAAACCUGAAUCUUUGAAACUACCUUCAAAAGGUCUCAGUUUAAAUAUUACCUACCCUCGCACAGAGGCCUUCCUUGAACAAUCUGUAGGUGAGUCUUUUCCUUGUAAUUUUCCAUCAUCGCUUAUUUCCUUCACCUUUUAAAAUUACAAUUAAAUAUUGAUUACGAUCUUAUCAGUGAGUACCUUGGCCUACCACAGUAUCUGACACUUAGAAGAUGUUUGAUAAAUAUUUGAGUGAACAUCAUGUAAUAUAAUAUAAAAGGUCUGUUAUUCACUGAUAGCAUAAUAUUUUUUUAAAAGGGAAUAUGUCUGGCCUAACUACUAGUACUUCUUAAUGCCCAAUACUUGAUCAUAGCCUUCCGUCUGCAGAUGCUAUUUCCUUUGCCCGGAAUAGUGCACCCACAUGUCUAUACCAAAUCUGCCAGGCCAUUUUCCAUUUGCUUUUAAAAAAUACAAUGUGUUUUUAACCACCUUCAGAAUGAUUUACAUUCACUUUCUCUGGCUUACUCCAAUACCCGGUGCUAAUUUCUGUUACAGUAUUUAGUAUACUCACUUGUAAUUAUUGAUUUUCUUAAAUUAGUCUCCCUCACUUGGAGCUAACAUUAGACUCCUUACUUGUUAUGUAGAUUAGUGCUAAUAUGAGAAAGUUUUUCAUUUCUUUUAACAUUAGAUCUUUGUUUUCGGUUUAGAUUCUAGAUAAUGUUUUUGUUGGUAUUACUGUUAAAAUUUUCCUAUUUAAGUCAUCCCUCCGCUUUAAAAAAAAAAAAAAUUAUGUAAGUCCUCUAUUUCUCCUUUCCCAUACCAUUUCCCAGGAAAAGGCACUGGUAACAGUUUGGAAUACAUCAUGUAACAUUUUUGUGUGUGUAUAAAAAUGUGUGUGUGUAUACCUAUAGAUUUAUCUAAAUAGAUGGAAUUAUAUACUAUAUACCCCCUAUUUGGCAACUUGGUUUUACUUUCACUUAAUAUAACUAUGAUUUCCUGUAGUACAUAUAGAUUUGCUUCAGUCCUUUUAACACACGGUAUAGUAUGUCAUUAUAUGUAUGUAACAAUUUAUUUAACUGUGUCUCUAUUGAUGGAAGUGUAGUUUGGCUGCAGUUUUUUACAUUACAAACAAUCCUCCAGUGAAUAUCCUUCUACAUAAAUUUCUGUAUACUCUUGAGAUUAUAUUUGUUAAUUACUGAAAAAUUAAUGGAGAAUGUUUUGAAUUUUGAUGGCUAUCACCAAAUUUCCCCCAAAAGUUACAUCAAUUUAUAUUCUUAUUAAUGUUGACAAAUAAUAUAUCUCUACAUUAUGGCCCAAGCUAGAUAUUUUGAAACUUUAAGAUUUUUCAAUCUAUGCCCUGGCAGGUGUGGCUCAGUUGGUUGCAUGUCAUACCAUGCACUGAAAGGUUGCUGGCUCCAUUCCCAGUAAGGGCACAUGCCCGGGUUGCAGGCUGGAUCCCCAGUAGG
Molecule: messenger RNA, 4094 nt
Organism: Myotis myotis
Lineage: Eukaryota; Metazoa; Chordata; Mammalia; Chiroptera; Vespertilionidae
Gene: ETAA1
Product: ETAA1 activator of ATR kinase
Exons: 6
Coding region: 125-2788 (887 amino acids)
Source: RefSeq, a predicted model, not a curated record